Molecule: messenger RNA, 621 nt
Organism: Emiliania huxleyi CCMP1516
Lineage: Eukaryota; Haptophyta; Isochrysidales; Noelaerhabdaceae
Exons: 2
Coding region: 1-621 (206 amino acids)
Source: RefSeq, a predicted model, not a curated record
AUGCAGCUCUUCAAGACCGCCUGCCCUGCAAUGCACCACGGGAUGACGGUCAUCCUACCCGGCGUCUUCGGCGCGUUCCUCUUCUACGCGGACCUCGGCUUCGACGUCGUCCUCGCGAUCCAGCUGUUUGAGACGAACCACCCCAUCUGGGGCACCCUUACAGUGAUCUUCAUCGCCCAGCAGUACGUCGCUGUGUGGCUCGGUGUCACCUUCUGGCUGCACGCCCAGUUCGGCAUCGGCUGCAAGUGCGAAAGCGGCGACAAGACGUACACCUCCGUCUCUCUCGCCACGACGCUCUUCCUGUGCGCCGGCUUCCCAAUCGGGCCGCUCGUCCUCGACGUGGUCAUGUUCCUCGAGCCGCUCGGCCUGCUCCACCUCCUGCCGCCACCGAGGAAUGCCAAGGCGUACCCUUAUCGCCCAAUCAUCGACGACGCCGCAAAAGUCGACAAAGGCCUGUCGGCAAGGGCUGUUUACGGGAGCUCCGGUCUUGAGCACGCCGCCGACCCGCACCCAGAAGCCGAUGUCGAAGCUCACGAACACGGCAGGCACCUCCACCGGCCAGCGGCUGAGAGCGUCCGAGACUUUGCGCUUGACCAAGUCCAAGCCGCCUGGCGAUUUUAG